Klebsormidium nitens is the source of this 1187-nucleotide messenger RNA. The record is from the annotation of a GenBank genome assembly. Lineage: Eukaryota; Viridiplantae; Streptophyta; Klebsormidiophyceae; Klebsormidiales; Klebsormidiaceae.
ACUUUUCCAGUUUGAUGGCACCUCUGCAUGAUGGUUUCAACUUUCUACGUCAGAACUUGACAGAAGUGCAAGUUUUAUGAAGCAUUGAAGAAGAGGGCGCCGGGAUCGUUGAACGAGAACAGGAAUUCACAUUGAAGGUGCAGCUCAGCUCCUGUGUACAGUACAGCCGAUUGAUUGCCUUAGUCGCAGAGGUGAUUGCCGCAGUCGCAGAAGAAUGGCGGAGGAAGAGGAGGUUUAUACUGGGGAGUUGCCAGAAGAAGCAGAAGGCGAGUUGGAAGGCGAUGGAGAGGAGCAGGGGGGUCACACAGAGCAGGAAGAGCAGGAAGAGCACGGCGGAACAGAAGGGGAGGAGAGCGCUCCGAAGACUGAAGGAGAAGAUCCAGAGAAGGAGCUCGAAGCUAUGAAAAAGCGUUUGGCGGAGAUGGAAGCCGAGGCUGCCGCACUCAAAAGAAUGCAGGACAAGUCAGCCCAGGAGAUGGGUGGUACUUCUCAAGGUGCAGUUGGGGAUGCAGCCAGUCAACAAAAUAAAGAAGAAGCAGACGCUAGGUCCAUCUACGUUGGCAAUGUGGACUAUGCCUGCACACCCGAAGAAUUACAGCAACACUUUCAGGAGUGCGGCACUGUCAAUCGAGUCACUAUUUUGGCCGAUGCGUUUGGUCAGCCGAAAGGGUACGCAUAUGUGGAAUUCGUUGACACAGAGUCUGUCCCUCUAGCUCUCCAGUAUAACGAGUCUGAACUGCAUGGACGACAGAUAAAGGUUACUGAGAAGAGGACAAACAUUCCUGGCCUGAAGAUGCAUCGGGGACGCCCGCGAGGUUACAAUUUUCACUACCGGCCCAGAAGGCCUUCGUAUGGAGGCUACGGGAGGGUCCCAAGGUAUCGAAGACCAACAAGAUACCGGCCAUACUACUGAGCCCCACUCAAUUCGGACUUUUUUGUGUCACCAUUCGCAAUGUUCUUGCUCACUAAGCUGCUUCAUGUAUCUCGCCCCAAGGCAUUGUAAAGAACCAUCAAAGAUGGGGCAAGCUGGAAGUUGUACCUUGCUCAUGUCAACAUAUCGUCAGUGAAAAUAUGUUCAAAGGACUCUCAAGCCCAUGUACAGGGAAUGUACCCAGUGGAUAUAGCCAUAGCCCGUUCAGUUGUAUCGUUUUCAGUAAUCACAUAAAUGUUCGCGCGCUUUGGCACGG